This is a messenger RNA of Myotis lucifugus (little brown bat), 1116 nucleotides long. RefSeq names its product nuclear transport factor 2 like export factor 1 (gene NXT1). NCBI's taxonomy places the organism in Eukaryota, Metazoa, Chordata, Mammalia, Chiroptera, Vespertilionidae. Gene Ontology annotation, cellular component: nuclear pore central transport channel. The record is from RefSeq and is a predicted model, not a curated record. The transcript is spliced from 2 exons. Gene Ontology annotation, biological process: protein import into nucleus. The coding region runs from base 460 to 882 and encodes 140 amino acids.
CUGCCUUUCACGGCAGGUGGGCGGGCGCUGUGGGGCGCUCCGGUGGGCUCACCGCACCGCGGGCCGCGCGGGGGCAGACUCUGGUCUCUGUCUCCGAGGUCCCGGCGGCCGGGAGGGACCUCUCGGGAAGAAGAGGAGGAGCGGAGGGCGGCUCUUCCCGCCUCCUCCUCGGCGAGCAGCGGAGGGCGGCUCUUCCCGCCUCCUCCUCGGCGAGCAGCGGAGGGGCGCGGAGCCUCCGCAGGCCCACCCCGCGACCUCCGGGGGCCGGUUCUCCGAGGAGCUUGGUCCGCGCGAGGGGCGCCGGGAGGAGGGCCGCCGCCAACGCCAACGCCAACGCCAACGCCAACCCGGGCUGACCGAGGUCGCCGCCCACGCCGAACCCGGCCUUCGCCGGCGCAGCCCCGGCUCCCUCAGGUGCAGGAAGCACCUGGGUGGAGGCCUCCUUCGGGAGAGCCAGAGAUGGCAUCCGUAGACUUCAAGACCUACGUGGAUCAAGCCUGCAGGGCUGCUGAGGAGUUCGUCAACGUCUACUACACCACCAUGGAUAAGCGGAGGCGCCUGCUGUCCCGCCUCUACAUGGGCACAGCCACCCUGGUGUGGAAUGGAAACGCAGUUUCAGGGCAAGAGUCCUUGAGUGAGUUUUUUGAAAUGUUGCCUUCCAGUGAGUUCCAAAUCAAUGUGGUUGACUGCCAGCCUGUACAUGAUGAAGCCACCCCAAGCCAGACCACAGUCCUCGUUGUGAUCUGUGGAACAGUGAAGUUUGAAGGCAACAAACAACGGGACUUCAACCAGAACUUCCUUCUGACUGCCCAGGCCUCACCUAGCAACACAGUGUGGAAGAUAGCAAGUGAUUGCUUCCGGUUCCAGGACUGGGCCAGCUAGUAGAACUCUGGAGAGAAACACAUCUCAAAAUGUGGGGACACCAGUUCCUUUCUGUUGUUGUGGGCUAUGCUGCCCAGGGUGAACUCUGCAUUUGCUCGAGUCCAAGGAGCCCCUUUACGAGUAUACUUAUUUGUCAUAGUUGCCUUUUCGUAGUACAGUUUUCUAUUUUUCUACUUGUCCAGUAGAGACCCUGGUUCUGGAAAUUCUGACAAAUAAAAUAAUACUACAAAUGUU